This is a messenger RNA of Brachypodium distachyon (stiff brome), 2557 nucleotides long. Its product is annotated as translation initiation factor eIF-2B subunit epsilon. Gene Ontology annotation, cellular component: eukaryotic translation initiation factor 2B complex. Gene Ontology annotation, molecular function: translation initiation factor binding; translation initiation factor activity; guanyl-nucleotide exchange factor activity. Lineage: Eukaryota; Viridiplantae; Streptophyta; Magnoliopsida; Poales; Poaceae. The record is from RefSeq and is a predicted model, not a curated record. The transcript has 15 exons. The coding region runs from base 64 to 2265 and encodes 733 amino acids. Gene Ontology annotation, biological process: biosynthetic process.
GGCGACGACGGUGCGAGCGACCAAACCUAAACCUCCCCCCUCCCGGUCGCCGCCGCUGCAGCCAUGUCCCAGAAGAAGUCGCGCGGCGGAGCCGCCGGCGCCGGCGACGACGCCGAAGACCUCUCGCGCUCACCCCUCCAGGCCGUCCUCCUCGCCGACAGCUUCACACUCAAGUUCCGCCCCAUCACGCUCGAGCGCCCCAAGGUGCUGCUUCCGCUGGUGAACGUGCCGAUGAUCGACUACACGCUGUCGUGGCUGGAGACUGCGGGGGUGGAGGAGGUCUUCGUCUUCUGCUGUGCGCACGCUCAGCAGGUCAAGGAGCAUCUAGAGGACGCCGGCUGGACUGGCCAGCCCGCGGCCCGGGAGAUGGCCGUCACCGCCGUUGAGUCGCACGAUGCCAUCAGCGCAGGCGAUGCUCUCCGCGUCAUGUACGGGCGUGGCGUUAUACAUGGUGAUUUCAUUCUCAUCAGUGGUGAUACAGUCAGCAAUAUGAGCUUAAAAGAUGCUCUCCAGGAACACAAGGACAGAAGGAAAAAGGACCCACUUGCUGUUAUGACUAUGAUUAUUAAGCAUUCAAAACCUUCAAUCCUGACGCACCAGACACGUCUGGGAAAUGAUGAAAUUGUUAUGGCGAUAGCUCCUGAGACAAAGGAGCUACUUUAUUACGAGGAUAGGGCAGAUGGCUCACACCUAUGCGUGACAAUAGAUAAGGAUAUACUGGCCAGUAAUCCUACUCUUCAGUUACAUAAUAACAUGGAGGAUUGCUAUAUUGAUAUCUGCUCUCCAGAAGUCCUUAGUCUUUUUACUGAUAACUUUGACUAUCAACAUCUCAGGCGUCAUUUCGUAAAGGGUUUACUUGUUGAUGAUAUUAUGGGGUACAAAAUCUAUACUCAUGAAAUAUGCUCAAGCUAUGCCGCAAGAAUAGAUAAUUUCAGGAGCUAUGAUGCAGUGAGCAAAGAUAUAAUACAAAGAUGGACGUAUCCUAUGGUGCCUGACGUGUUAUCCUUUGGUAACUGCCAUGAAGUAAAACUUCACCGGCAAGGAAUUUACAAGGCAUCAGAUGUAACUUUGUCGCAUUCUGCACAAAUUGGUGCGAAUUCCGUUAUUGGCAAUGCGACAAGUAUUGGGGAGCAUUGCAAGAUAUCAAAUUCGGUCAUUGGGGCAGGCUGCUGUAUUGGGAAAAAUGUUAUCAUUCACGGCUCCUAUAUAUGGGAUAAUGUCAUAAUUGAAGAUGGUUGCAAAGUGAGUAACUCAUUAGUCGGUGAUGAUGUUCAUUUAAGAGCAGGAGCUAUUGUUGAGCCUGGCUGUAUAUUGUCAUUCAAGAUUAAAGUUGGAAAGAAUGUUGUUGUUCCUGCAUAUUCAAAAGUGUCACUACUUGAGAAGCCUUCAAACGAAGAUAGCGAUGAGGAGCUUGAGUAUGCUGACACUAAUUCUGGAGUUACAGAUAGUCCACCCUUUUCCAGCAUGAGGAGUAAUGCUGGCCGCCCUGCCGUUCCUUCCAAAGAUGAUGAUUUAGGGGCAUCUGAGACUGGAACCUCUGGUGUCCUUGGUUACAUAUGGGCAAGUAGUGAUACUGGAACUCAGGAGGAUUGGAGACAAUCAAUUGCUCCAAUUCCUAAAGAAAAACUUCAAGAGAUGCAGCAUGCUGUUUCUGUUGACGAUGACAAUGGCUCAGAGGAAGACUUGAACAACCGUCAAUAUGAACAAGACCACGACGGUGAUUCUGAGAUUAGUGUGGUUGAGGAUGAUGAUUACACUAAGUUUGAGAAAGAGGUUGAAGAGACGUUCCAACGCGCACUGGAUGGCAUCCAUGAAGAUAAUUUGAUACUAGAAAUCAACGCGCUCAGAUUGUCUUAUAGCCUUCAACAUGCGGAUUGUGCUGGAGCAGUUUUCUAUUCGGUCAUGAGAAGUGCGUCAGUGGCUGCACAAUCUACUAAUGAUAAUCUUCUAAAGACAACUGCAGAUGCACUUGCCAAGUGGAAGGACCUUUUACGCAAUUACACGAAGACAGUUGAUGAGGAGAUGGAAAUACUGUUGAAGUUUGAGGAAAUGUGUCAAGAGACCACAAAAGAAUUUUGUUCACUGUUUUCAAAGAUCUUGCCCUACCUCUAUGAUAAGGAUGUAGUUAGUGAAGAUGCAAUUUUGAGAUGGGCAGAAGAAAAAGAAAAUGCCGACGAGGCUGAUAAAGUUUUUGUUAAACAGUCUGAUGCUUUUAUUCAGUGGCUUAAGGAAGCUGAGGAGGAAGACGACGACGAAGAAGAGUAGAGUUCGAGAUCAUAGUAGUUGCAUCCAUUUGAAAGCUUGGAGGAAUGCAGUGUUGUGCAAUUUGAGUGGUUUCCUGGUGAGUUUGCAACCCGGGAAGUUUUGGAAGCUUGAAUUUGUUUGUACAUUACAUAAUCACAAAAUUUUGUUCCUAACCAAUUGGAGGACAAAAGAGAGAAACAUUUUGCCCAGUAGGCAGGGGUUGAACAACUGCAGAGUGUAGAUAUGUUACAUUCGUCUCCAUGCUUGCUUUUGUUGAUGCUUCCAUUAAUUCAAGUUUAUUUUGAUGCAUUUA